AGCACAAGCAUUACAGGGAAUAUAAAGCGGGAGGUUACUGGAAAGAAUCACAAACUAACGUGAGAUUAGACCAAAUUUUUGCAAAAAGCAGAAAAUGUGAUCUUUGCUAUAAACAGUUCUUGCAUUUCAUGUAGCUGUUUAUAUGAUUGAAGCAUUUAAUAAGUGUUUUUAUUGAGUAUAGUUAGAGAGCAGCUGCAGAAAUCUUAAGUGCUUCUGUUCGUUUUUUUUUUUUCUCUGUAGUUUUGGAACUGCAAAAUCUCAGAAGAAAACUGGAGACUGACACAUAUCAGGGUGAUUCCUCAACUGUGCGCUCUUCUGAAAGAGCAACUGCUUUUGGGGUGUGGGAAUGAUGACAGGAACAAAAAAGAAAAGAAGUGCAGUCUGGAGGAAGUUCCAGGCUGUUCGCUUUGAAGAUAUCAAAGUCUGGUGUAUGAGAAGGCUGCCCAUCUUGAAAUGGGUGCCCGUCUACAACUGGAAGGAAAAUUUGAUUCCAGACAUGGUUUCUGGGAUGAUGCUAGCCAUCCAACAGGUGACUCAAGGACUGGCCUUUGCUGUUCUGUCUUCAGUCCAUCCAGUUUUUGGUUUAUAUGGCUCUUUCUUCCCUGUCAUUAUUUAUGCCAUAUUUGGAAUGGGACGUCAUGUUGCGACAGGAACUUUUGCUUUAACUUCCUUAAUAUCUGCCAACGCAGUUGAGCGUCUUGUUCCUUCAGUCAGCACUAAUUUCACUACAAAUAAUAAUUCGGGAGUUUUGGGCCUAUCGGAGUUUGAAAUGCAGAGGAUUGGAGUUGCAGCAGCAGUUUCAUUUCUAGGAGGAAUCAUUCAGGUAGCGAUGUUUACGCUGCAGUUGGGCAGUGCCACUUUCUUGUUAACGGAACCAGUGAUAAGUGCAAUGACGACAGGAGCAGCUACACAUGUUGUGACUUCACAAGUGAAGUAUCUGCUGGGAAUGAAAAUGCCGUAUAUAUCGGGACCACUGGGAUUUUUUCAUAUUUAUGCCUACAUAUUUGAGAAUAUCAGAUCAGUUCAGCUGGAAGCUUUACUUCUCUCCUUGCUGAGCAUAGUGGUGCUUGUUCUUGUCAAAGAACUGAAUGAGAAAUUUCAGAGAAUCAUUAAAGUUGUUCUUCCCAUCGAUCUACUUUUGAUAAUUGCUACAUCCGUUGCUUGCUACUAUGCUGAUAUGGAAUACGUCUACAGGCUAGAAGUUGUGGGACAUAUUCCUGAAGGGUUACCAUCACCAAAAACACCACCCAUGAAUGUCCUGCCUGAAGUAGUCACUGAAGCUUUUGGAGUAGCACUGGUUGGUUAUGUAGCGUCACUAGCUCUAGCCCAAGGCUCUGCUAAAAAGUUUAAGUACACUGUGGAUGACAACCAGGAAUUUUUGGCUCAUGGCCUCAGCAACGUGAUUCCUUCAUUUUUCUUUUGCAUACCAAGUGCUGCAGCAAUGGGACGGACGGCACUUUUAUACAGUACGGGAGCCAAAACACAGGUGGCUUGCCUUAUCUCUUGUGUAUUAAUUCUUGUGGUGAUCUAUGCAAUUGGACCUAUGCUGUACUGGCUGCCUAUGUGCGUGCUAGCAAGCAUUAUUGUUGUGGGCUUGAAGGGGAUGCUAAUGCAGUUCCGUGACUUAAAAAAAUACUGGAAUGUGGAUAAAAUAGACUGGAGCAUAUGGGUUAGUACCUACGUGUUUACAAUAUGCUUUGCUGCUAACGUGGGACUGUUGUAUGGCGUUGUCUGCACUAUAGUAAUUGUGAUUUUCCGCUUUCCCAGAUUUUCUCUGUGUAUUGAUUACAGAGCAAAGACACUGAAUUUGAAAAAUGUGAAAGAAGUGGAAUAUAAAUACAAAACAGAAGAUAAUUGUGAAUCAUUAAAACAGGUAAAGAUAGUUUCAGUCAACAACCCGUUAGUCUUUCUGAAUGCCAGAAAAUUUCACGCUGACCUGAUAAAGAUAAUCCAAAAGGAUAGCACAAGCAGCCAGGCAUGUGAAGAUGUAAACAAGUGUGAGCAGAACACAUUGCUCUGUUCAUUUUCCAAUGGAAGUUGUCAUGGUGAGUCGUUGCAGUCAUGUCACAGUGAGCGACGUGUUUUGAUAUUAGACUGCAGUGGACUGAAUUUCUUUGACUACACUGGAGUCUCAGUGCUGCUUCAGAUUUACAUGGACUGUAAAAACAGACACAUCGAUGUGUUGCUAGCACACUGCAAAGCUUCCUUGAUAAAAGCAAUGCAGUACGGUGGAAAUCUUGAAUCUGAAAACCCUGUCUUCUUUGAAUCUAUUUCUUCAGCAAUCGAUGCCAUUCAAAUUCACAGGGUGAGACUUGCAGCAGGGAAUUGCAGCAAGUUCAGUGAACAGAGUGAAGUGUGAUGUCAACCCAUUGAAUAUGGCUAGUUUCAUCUGCUCAUAUUCAGAAUGAACUACAUCAUGGUUUCUCCCUAGCUUUUUUCUCCAGGGGAUCUCAUAGAUGGUCUUUUGUAUGCCAUAUAUAUUUACUACAUUCAGUAAUGACUGAUCUGCCAUUCAGAAAAAAAAUCUUUCAGCUGCCAUCACUCAGAGAAUGUUCAUGCAAUUGUUCUAUAGUAGUUUUAUAUAAUAUUUUUAUAUACAUUUAGAUACAAAUUAUUAGAAAGCAGACAUGAGGUACUGACUGUGUUUACCAGUGAGGUAUAUUCUUUUAGAUAUCUUCUAUUGUAACACUAGUUGUAAUACGCAUCUGUAGUUUUGUGUAUGGAAUAAUGAGACAUUAUGAAUUCUUAAAAACAAUGUGUUAUAAUUAGUACAGUAUAUGCAGAAAGCCAUAUACCAGUGCAUAUUGUUUCUAAUGGCUUUUCUUACCCUUUCUUCUGUUCAAGACAGCCAUUUGCAAUAACAGCGUCAUAUCACGGCUAACAAAUGCUUCCAUUUUUCGUACUUGAUUUUGUAUGCUUUUUAAUGCCUGCCAACGUCAGCAGGAGCACUGUAUAUUCAGCGAAGGCAGAAUACGUUGGCUAAGCGCACUGGAUUGUCUCCCCCUCUAGUAGUUGUCAUGAGUUAUUAUUAUGGUUUGCUACAUUUUCAAAGCCACAGGUAUUCUUUAGCUCAGCUCAAAGAGGAAAAACUUGUAAUAUUUUUCCAAAAUUUGUUCUUGUUUCCAGCAUAGAGUAGUCUGCAUUUCCAGUUUGAGCUGUGAUUUGUUUGGUGUUGUUGAAAUCUUCAGCUGUGGCAGCUGAGAGACGGCAGUGGAGAGACACAUAAGGUGUGUGCCACAUUUCAGCCCCAAUCCUGACAUGCAGUACUCUGUGCAAGCACACAAAUGGGGUGGAGGAAUUCAUGGCUUGAGUAUUUGGCUUGUAAUUAUGGAUUGCAGCAAUCACAUUAGAUGAUGCUGUCAUAUCAGUAUCAUGUUAUGUGGCAACAUGUAUGACUUUUUUCCUCUUGCUUUUGUUGCCAUACAUGAACACUAGCUGUAAAGUGUGAGUUGAGCAAAAAUUAAUCAAAAAAAUGAGAAAGGAUGAGGAAGUAGGAUUUUUUCCUCACCAACUUAAAAAAAACCUAUGGAAGCUAAAAAGUAAAUGAGCAUGGCACAGCCGUAAUGGCCAUCUUAGUACUACA
Messenger RNA from Aquila chrysaetos chrysaetos, 3583 nucleotides. RefSeq names its product solute carrier family 26 member 7 (gene SLC26A7). The record is from RefSeq and is a predicted model, not a curated record. Gene Ontology annotation, biological process: transmembrane transport. Gene Ontology annotation, cellular component: membrane. Lineage: Eukaryota; Metazoa; Chordata; Aves; Accipitriformes; Accipitridae. Bases 347 to 2359 code for a protein of 670 amino acids. The transcript is spliced from 18 exons. Gene Ontology annotation, molecular function: sulfate transmembrane transporter activity; chloride transmembrane transporter activity; oxalate transmembrane transporter activity.